AUGUCUCACAUCCCCGGAGAGAACCCGGCCCUCGACGCCGAGACGCGCGUGCCCAUCCUCAUCGGCACGGCCGUCGCCUUCAGCAUCGCCUCGUCCCUUGUCGUGAUGCUGCGCAUGUACACGCGCCACGCCAUCGUGCGCGCCCCGGGCCUCGACGACUACACCAUGGUGGUGGCGGCCGUGCUGGCGCUGGGCGUGACGGUGUCCACCAUCGUGCAGGCGCAGCACGGGCUCGGGCGGCACGCCUGGCUCGUCACCGACGCGGCGACGACCAUGGUGCAGCUCAAGGCGCUCUUCGCCGGCGAGGUGCUGUACAACCUGUCGCAGAUCUGCACAAAGGUCGCCUUCCUGCUGCAGUACCGCCGCAUCUUCCGCGACGCGCUCUACGGCCACACGCGCGCCGUCUGCUUCUGGCUCAUCCUCUUUUUGCUCGCCUGGGGCGUCACGCAGGAGUUCCUCGUCGCCUUUGCCUGCAUCCCCGUGUCCCUCUUUGUGCCGUCCAUGGCCGCCACCUGCAUCGAGAGCCUCGUCGUGUGGUACCUCACGUCCAUCAUGAACAUUGUCACCGACUUUGUGCUCUUCCUCGUGCCCAUCCCCGCCGUCCGCCAGCUGCGGCUGCCCCUGCGCCAAAAGGCGCUCGUCAUGUCGCUCUUCUGCCUCGGCUUCUUCACCUGCAUCAUCUCCAUGGUCCGCCUCUUCACCCUGCACGCCGCCCUCAACUCCACCGACGGCACCUGGGACAACGCCCCGACCUCCUGGUGGACCACCAUCGAGCUCAACUGCGGCAUCCUCUGCGCCAGCAUCGCCACCCUGCGGCCCCUGAUCCGCGCCCUGACGGGGCGGCCGGCGACCAAGAUGAGCGGGAGCGGCGGCGUCAGCGGCGGCGGCGGCGGCAGCAGCAGCACGAGCCGCGCGCGCAGCAGCGUCCGCAAAGGCGCCUACCCGCUGCACGACCUGCCGACCAUCAACGACAACGAGAGCCAGAGCGGGCUGAACCUGAAAGACGACGAGGAUGCGGUGGUCUUUGACAGCGGGAGCGGCCGGCGGUCCAUGACGGCGGCGUCGGACGACUUUGCCGAGACGCGGCUGCGAGGGGAGUCGAGGUGA
Molecule: messenger RNA, 1107 nt
Organism: Sporothrix brasiliensis 5110
Lineage: Eukaryota; Fungi; Ascomycota; Sordariomycetes; Ophiostomatales; Ophiostomataceae
Exons: 1
Coding region: 1-1107 (368 amino acids)
Source: RefSeq, a predicted model, not a curated record